AUGGCCCACCCGCACCACUCCUUCGAGUCCGUCCCCUCCGCAGCCGUCAGGCGCAGGCUCUCCUCUGUCGUUGACACAAGGAAGCCCCAUGUCACCUCCACCUUCGCAAGCCUCACCCCCAUGUGGGGUGCCGUCGCCGGCACGGUCAUCAACAACAACACCCAGUAUGAGAUCGCCGUCUCCAUCCACGAUUCCGUCUACUCCACCGAUUUCGCCUCCGCCGUCAUCCCAUACAACCCCAACAACCCCGACAAAAAUGCUAAGGAGAUCGAGAACUACGUCCUCCAGACUCUCCGCAAGUUCUCCAUCGAGCAUCUCUGCAAGUUCUUGGGUGCGGGUGUCACUCUCAACCUGCUCAAGGAGUCUCCCAAUCUUUGUACGCGCCUCUGGUUGGAUAUGGACAUCGUCCCCUACGUCUUCAACAUCAAGCCCUACCACACCGACUCCGUGACCAGGCCCAAUAUCAAGCACCGCAUCUCAUCCACCACUGGCUCCUACGUUCCGUCCGGCGCGGAGACCCCAACAGUCUACGUCGACUCCGCACAGCUCCAAGCCUUCUCCGGCCUGGAUGCCGGUGUCAGCGGGCGUCUCCCUAUCCCCCGCACUCUGGACGAACAGGCCGACUCGGCAGCGCGAAAGACCGUCAUGCAUUUCGGCCCCAAUAAUAAUCCCCGACUCUCCAUCGGCCCUCGUAAUCAGGUUAUGGUCGACGCCGCUGGGAAGGUCCAUCUCCUUGAUGACCUUGAUGAGUUCAAGGCUACCGUCGGGCCCAGGACGUGGAACGCGGUCAACAAGCUGGCUGAUGAGCUCCGUGAGAAGAAGGUCAAGAUCGGAUUCUUCUCGUCCACCCCGCAAGGAGGUGGUGUUGCUCUUAUGCGUCACGCGUUGAUCAGAUUCCUGACUGCUCUCGAUGUCGAUGUCGCUUGGUAUGUGCCCAACCCAUCCCCUAGCGUCUUCCGUACCACGAAGAACAACCACAACAUUCUUCAAGGCGUCGCAGCGCCUGACCUCCGCCUGACACAGGAGGCGAAGGACGGUUUCGAUGCCUGGAUUCUCAAGAAUGGCCUGCGCUGGACCGCAGAGGGUGGCCCUCUUGCCCCAGGCGGUGUUGAUGUUGCCUUCAUUGAUGAUCCCCAGAUGCCCGGACUCAUCCCCUUGAUCAAGAAAAUCAGGCCUGAGCUCCCCAUUGUCUAUCGCUCGCACAUUGAGAUUCGCAGCGAUCUCGUCCACGUACCUGGAUCCCCUCAAGAAGAGGUCUGGCAGUACCUGUGGAACAAUAUCAAGCUCGCUGAUCUCUUCAUUAGUCACCCCGUCAGCAAAUUCGUCCCGAGCGACGUCCCGAUUGAGAAACUCUGCCUGCUCGGUGCUGCCACUGAUUGGCUCGACGGCCUGAACAAGGAACUCGACCCAUGGGACUCCCAGUACUACAUGGGAGAGUUCAGGAGUCUUUGCGCCAAGGAGAAGAUGAGCGAGCUGCGCUGGCCGGAGCGCGACUAUGUCGUCCAAGUCGCACGUUUCGACCCCGCUAAGGGUAUCCCCAAUGUCAUCGACUCUUACUACAAGUUCCGAGAAAUGCUCCACGAGAAGUCUCCCGACUUGUCGGACGACGAGCACCCUCAGCUGCUGCUUUGCGGUCAUGGCGCCGUCGACGACCCCGAUGCCAGUAUCAUCUACGACCAGGUCAUGCAGCUCAUCAACUCGGUGCCGUACAAGAAGUACGUCAAGGACAUCGUUGUGAUGAGGCUUCCGCCCAGCGACCAACUCCUCAACGCGCUCAUGGCCAACUCCCGCAUCGCCCUCCAGCUCUCCACGCGCGAAGGCUUCGAAGUCAAAGUAUCCGAAGCCCUGCACGCCGGCAAGCCCGUCAUCGCCUCGCGCACCGGGGGCAUCCCGCUCCAAAUAGAACACGGCAAGUCCGGGUACCUCACCACCCCCGGCGACAAUGCCGCCGUCGCGGGGCAUCUGUACGAUCUGUACACCGACGAAGGGCUGUACCGCACGAUGAGCCAGUACGCGAGGACGCAUGUGUCGGACGAGGUGUCGACGGUGGGCAACGCGGCUGCGUGGCUGUAUUUGGCGGUCAUGUAUACAAGAGGCAUUAAGAUCAAGCCGAAUGGCGCGUGGUUGAACGAUUUGUUGAGGGCGGAGACGGGCGAGGAGUAUGUGCAGGAUGAACCGAGGUUGCCGAGGGGCGUCUUUCACGAAACUAUGGGCGAUCCAAGCUAUCUCCGCCUUGUGCCUGCUUCUUGCGCCACCGUCCCCAUCGACUGGACCAAAGUUCCCGAAGCGUCCAAGAAAUUCCUCCUCGAGAGCUGGGGCACCGACUGGUCCGACCCAAAGAUGGAGAGACAACGCGGCCUCCCUGCGACCAUCGAAGACCUGGCAAAAAUGUUCAACGAAUCCAAGUUCUUCGGUUAUAUGCAGCCCAAGCUCUGCACGCUCCUGCUCGACAUCAGCGAGUUUGGGCUCGCCGCCCAAGCCAAAAAACCAGUCGAUUGCCUCCAAGUCCCCGGGCCGCGCUUCUACAUGAAGUAUCUGUCGUGUGUCUGGUUUGUCAUGUUCUUGCCUGGAGAGAGGGAUGGGAUCACCGGGUGCAGCCCAAAGGUGCCAGAAGUGAGCUGGGAGGAGGAGCAAGAAGACAAGGAGGAAGAGGAUGACAAGGAGGACAAGGAAGACACGUACCACAAGGAAGACAAGAACAAGGAAGAAAAAGACAAGGAAGAGGAGGACGAGGAGGACGAGGAGCAAUACGAGGAGCAAAACAAGAAGCAGGUUGCGCGUGACAAUGCGGUGGCGGAGGAAUUCGACCCGAAGCUCUGUGAGGAGGUCAAGCAGUGGGGAACACUCAGGGCGCUAAUUAGCAAGAAGGUGGCUGGGUGGGAGGGUUUCACGCUGAAAAGCAGUCUGGAGGAGGCCCAGAUGUCCGAGGCAAUUAUGGGACUUCCGGCUGACCACCCGGCGUUUAGGGCUAUGAUGCAGAAUGCAAUGGGCUCGUUGAUGUCGAUGCGGUGA
Molecule: messenger RNA, 3012 nt
Organism: Cyclocybe aegerita
Lineage: Eukaryota; Fungi; Basidiomycota; Agaricomycetes; Agaricales; Hemipholiotaceae
Source: the annotation of a GenBank genome assembly